This is a messenger RNA of Oryzias latipes (Japanese medaka), 1025 nucleotides long. The record is from RefSeq and is a predicted model, not a curated record. NCBI's taxonomy places the organism in Eukaryota, Metazoa, Chordata, Actinopteri, Beloniformes, Adrianichthyidae.
AUGGACACCUCAACAGCCAAGGACAUUUUCUGCUCUGUUGUUGCUGCACUGGACAGAGUUGGAGUGGACUGGUCCCGUGCUGUCAGCCUGGCUACAGAUGGUGCACCAUCCAUGAUUGGAAAGAAAGCGGGUGUCAUGACAAAGUUCAGAGAGAAAGUUAUUGUCUUUAGACCACUGUGUUUAAAAGUGAAAAAAUACAGUCCAAUUGUCAUAUGUUAUUCUGUUGCUCACAGGUUAAAUGAUGCUCCUGUUAGGGGCUUUGAGAAGGACGUAGGAAACAAGACCACCAUGAGGAUCUUCUACCCUGAGUCGGCAACCUACAACCCUGGGUUGCACAAUGAAGAGGACACACUGAUGGUCUUAGUGCCUUUUAAAACAAAUGAUCUUCGCUGGCUUAAAGAGAUCCUUUAUGAUGAGAAGAGGGUAAGAAAUAAAAGAGAAUACAGUAUAAUCAUUUCCACCUGUUUGAAUUUUUUUUGGACCCGCUCUCAGCCAGGUGGAAAAGUCUUUACAACUUUCAGUCUUUACAAUUUAGGGAUUCUUCAUGAACCUGCUGUCCUCUGCUGUUUCUUGCAGAAGAACUUUCAUCCCACCACAGGGUUCCUUGCUGUGUUUGUGGCUCUCAAUUACUGUGAUGUGGUCCACCUAGCUGGAUUUGGUUACCCCCCAAAGAGAGACCAGCAACAUCCCAUACAUUACUUUGACCAUAAUACCAUGAAAGCAAUGAUGAAGUCUCCACACGACAUUAGUCAUGAAGCCAGAGUCUUAAAGAAGUUGGAGGAUUUAGGAGUCCUCAAGUACCUCCACCCACACCUGUGACAGAGUAGCUGCUCCAGUUCAGCAAACACAUUUUGUUAAAUAACUGUUAUUUAACAUACUUUGGAUUGAAAUGUAAUCAAAUUUGGUUUAAGUUUUAUGUGUUAGUAUUGAUGUUAUUACUUAGUACUACUUUGUGUUGGUGAGUUAAUUUCCUGUGAAACAAGUAGCAUAGCUAAGGUUAUGCUGCUGCUGGGAUCCCUGACUCU